AUGGCGUCCUCUCUCAUUACAAAGCGCUUCUUCUCCUCUUCUCUCCUCUCCAAGUCUAUCAUUCGUCCCGCCGCUUCAGCCUCUCGCUCAAAAUUCUCUUCCCCUCGUACCGCGCGUCGUGACGAUAUCUUCUCAGACGUGCUGGAUCCGUUUUUCCCUACUCGGAGUUUGAGCCAGGUUCUGAACAUGAUGGAUCAGUUCAUAAGCUUCUUGGCUUCCGAGAAUGAUAUAAAAUCUUCUCUUUCAUUACCAUUGUUGAUACCCCCACCCGCAAUUGAAGUUGAUACACCCCUCUUUAUUUGA
Molecule: messenger RNA, 303 nt
Organism: Vigna radiata var. radiata (mung bean)
Lineage: Eukaryota; Viridiplantae; Streptophyta; Magnoliopsida; Fabales; Fabaceae
Product: heat shock 22 kDa protein, mitochondrial-like
Exons: 1
Coding region: 1-303 (100 amino acids)
Source: RefSeq, a predicted model, not a curated record